AUGCUCUACUCUACUAUCGUCACUGGCAUCGUUGCCUUCGCCUCAGCUGUCAACGCUGCCCCUGCCAAGGACAAGCCCACCGUCGGCGUCGCCAUCCUGACCGUCAAUGAUCCCAUCAGCGGCGAAAAGAGCACCAGUCCUCUCAACGUCCCUCUUGGCGUCCUCACCCACCAGAAGAACAUCGGGAUCACCAAGCUCGAGAUUGCCCGUGUCUACUCAAGUAUCAAGGGUGUUGACGCUCCCAAGAUCGAUCAGAUUACUUGCCAGAUGUACAAGGACCAGUACGGCACCCAGCCUGGUAGUGCCGAGUUCACCGCCAAGAAGGAUGCGCUUAUCAGCACCAACACUGUCCCACUUGGAUGGGUCCUUUGCCGUGUCAACGCUCCUCACGCCUAG
This is a messenger RNA of Fusarium sp. VM40, 396 nucleotides long. The record is from the annotation of a GenBank genome assembly. Lineage: Eukaryota; Fungi; Ascomycota; Sordariomycetes; Hypocreales; Nectriaceae.